Messenger RNA from Physcomitrium patens, 690 nucleotides. Its product is annotated as protein phosphatase EYA. The record is from RefSeq and is a predicted model, not a curated record. Lineage: Eukaryota; Viridiplantae; Streptophyta; Bryopsida; Funariales; Funariaceae. Gene Ontology annotation, molecular function: protein tyrosine phosphatase activity. Gene Ontology annotation, cellular component: nucleus. Gene Ontology annotation, biological process: cell differentiation; anatomical structure development; positive regulation of DNA repair.
AUGAUUCAGGUGGAAGAGUACAAUCAUUCAAACGUGAAUUCGUUGGAGAAAUACGACGAUGGGGCUGAGCUUAGUGACUACGAGUGUAAGGGAAACAGCUUCAAGGCACCAUUAGAUGAUGACAACCUGCGAAAAUUAAGUUACUUACAUCGAUAUAUCAGCCAUCUAUACGAUCAGGGCCUGGAAUCCCUUUUAAGUCCAGAACAAGCGAAGGAAUGGAGUGAUUUGUAUGAAGCCACUGAUGCGUUUACUGAUGGCUGGCUUUCCGCAGGAAGACACAAGCUCGAGGAACUUCAGCGGAUGAAUCAGCUUGCGUUGCAAGACGAGCCUCAAGAAACACUCUCUGGUGAUGGAAGCGGCAGAUGUGAUGACACAGUGCCUGCCAACCAAUACAAUUUCCUUGUUACGUCUGUUUUCAGCUCAAGAGCAGUCGGAAAACUCCAAUGCUGUCGAUGGAUCCGUGAUCGCUUCCAAAGCAGCGACAAUUUCCCCAAGUUCUGUGCCAAAGGCGAUGGGCCUGAUGAGAGCAACGCUGCCCGGGUUCUUGCAUGGCCUUUCGUGAAGAUCAGCACUGAUCCAGACGCUCCUUAUCAGUUACCUAUACUAUCACAGAGAACCGUUGAAGAAGUUCUGAGAGCUACGUACUGGGAUUCUGGCACUUCACAACAGCGCAGACACUUACCCAAUUGA